Penicillium mononematosum is the source of this 669-nucleotide messenger RNA. RefSeq names its product glutathione S-transferase family protein. Bases 1 to 669 code for a protein of 222 amino acids. The record is from RefSeq and is a predicted model, not a curated record. The transcript has a single exon. Lineage: Eukaryota; Fungi; Ascomycota; Eurotiomycetes; Eurotiales; Aspergillaceae.
AUGAAAGCAAUCACCCUCUACUCCCAUGCAAUCGGCCCAAACCCGUGGAAAGUGGCCAUUGUUCUCUCAUCUCUUGGCCUUCCCUACGAGACUAUUUUUGUCGACUUCAAAGACGUCAAACUCCCGCCAUAUAUCGAUCUCAACCCAAACGGCCGCCUCCCUACCAUCAUCGAUCCCAACAACGGAACUCAGCUUUGGGAGUCCGGAGCAAUUGUCCACUAUCUCAUUGAAACCUACGACCAUGAUCACAAGAUCAGUUACGAUAGCACCCCCGAGCGAUUCCUCACCCAACAGUGGCUUCACUUCCAGGCGUCUGGUCAAGGCCCAUACUAUGGCCAACUAGGCUGGUUCGUUCGCCAAACUGAGAACCAAAACGUUGCUAUUGAGCGUUAUACCAAUGAGGUUCGCAGGGUGACUGGAGUUCUGGAUAAAGCCCUCUCCGGACGACAGUGGCUGGUGGGAGACAAGUGUACUUUUGCGGACCUGGCUUUUGUGCCGUGGCAGAAUAUGGUCGGCAUGAUCAUUCAAGACAAAGAUGUGGAGCAGGAUUUUGCACGUUCAUUUUCCAAUGCCCAGGCAUGGAUGGAGCGCAUGAAGCAAAUGCCCGCGGUGAUCAAGGUCUUGCAAGAUAAAGACAACGCCAUGGCUGAGAUGAUGAAAACCAAUUAA